AUGGCUGGUGUGCACGGAACCGACGCCGCAGUGGCAGGACUCGCCUUCGCCACUCAUGACGAAGCGCUCCAGCAGAAGCGGUUCGCCAACUCGGAAAAGGCCCCUGCGUCAUAUGGCAGUCCCAAGCGGUCCGACUCUUUCGAGGCUUCUACCGCCGCGAUCGCUUCUGACGCCCCGACGGAGGAAGACAAGGUCAAUCUGCGUCGAGUCCCCGCACCCGUCCCCAUUGCCAGUUUCCUCAUGUGCGUCCCAAUCUCCUCCUGAGUCCUUUGCUUCGACAGGUGGCGAUAUUCGGAAGGCGCUUUGCCCCUUCUUCCUGCCACCUGCGACGGAGCCGCGCUUGGGUGCCGCGAAAUGACAAAGAUGACUAAUUCGUUCGCAAAACCCGCACGCUUUACACUUUGAUCACUUCCUCAUUGCAGUGGUUUCAUCGAACUCGUGAGUCCGCUCUCCGCUACAUCCACUUGUGAUGUCUCAGAUGUCGUGCUUUGUCCGUUGUGCCCCCACCUAUUUCCUGGCAUCCCUGCUGACUCGCCCGCUAUUUCUCCUUUUUUUUUCCACUCUACUCAGGCUGAGCGUUUUUCCUACUAGUACGUUCGAAGCAUACCGCUGGUCGGACGCCCACUCAGUACAUUACCACAGUGUCUGACCGAGUUAUUUCGUCCGGCAUCUUUUUUCUGCUCGCUCUCAAUCGCACAGUGGAAGUACCGUUGUCUUUACGAAGUACGUGUGAUUUGCUUUCGUCUUUCAUUUUGCGACCUGCGAAACUGACUUUGUGCAAACCCCUCCCAGCUUCAUUCAACAAAAGCUCCCCGCUGGCUCGACCACGGGUUCGUCAACCGCGAACCAGGUCUCAGGAGCUCUCGGCAAAGGUCAACGCGCGUCGACCGGUUUGACAACCUUCAACUCCUUCUGGGUGUACGUCACGCCGCUGUUCGGUGCCUACAUCGCCGAUACCUACCUUGGACGUUACAAGACGAUCUGCUGGGCCGUUCUUGUCGCCUUGAUCGGCCACGUCAUUCUCACCGUCUCAGCGAUCCCUUCGGUUAUCGCCAAGCCCGACACGGCGCUCGGUGAGUGCGGAAGCCGCCUCGCGGGAGCGCUCAAUAUUUGUGCCAGAAGGUCAAUAGCUGAAUUCCACAAAAAACCUCAGGUAUCUUUGUUGUCGCCAUCAUCAUCAUGGGUAUCGGAACCGGCGCUUUCAAGUCCAACAUCUCGCCCCUGAUUGCCGAACAGUCCGCUGUGGGACCCCUCCGAGUCGAGACGCGCAAAAACGGCGAGCGCGUUCUCGUCGACCCCAUCCUAACGGCAUCUCGCGUUUACAUGUACUUCUACCUCUCGGUGAAUGUUGGCGCUUUGGUUGGACAAAUCGGCAUGGUCUACGCCGAGAAACGCGUCGGUUUCUGGCUCUCGUACCUCCUGCCGACUUUGGUCUUCCUCUUCUGCCCCGUCAUCUUGUGGAUCGGCCGCAACCGCUACAUCAAGACUCCUCCCAACGGUUCGGUUCUCUCCAAGUCGAUGCGCGUCAUUCGAUUCGCUGGUCGAGGCAAGUGGACCCAGCCCAAGAGGCUCAUGGCCAACGACUUCUGGGAGGCCGCUAAGCCCUCCAACAUCCCCGUCGAGCAACGGCCCGGGUGGAUGACCUUUGACGACGCUUACGUGGAUGAGCUGAGGCGUGGACUGAAGGCGUGCAAGGUGUUCGUGUGGUACCCCAUCUGGUGGCUAACGUACAACCAAUGCAACAAUAACCUCGUGUCACAAGCGGCUACGAUGCAAACCCAUGGUCUUCCCAACGAUGUCUUGUCCAACUUGGACCCCUUCGCGCUCGUCAUCCUCAUUCCGGUCUGCGACUUGCUCGUCUACCCCGCCUUGCGCAAGUACGGUAUCCGCUUCACCCCCAUCAAGCGCAUCACUGCCGGUUUCCUCAUCGGUGCUCUGGCCAUGCUUUGCGCUGCUGUAAGUUGAGCAACACGGUGAUUUUUUUGCGCAGCCAUUUCUAUGCUGACCCUUCUUUCUCCACCACGGUGAUCUAGAUCGUCCAAUGGCAAAUCUACAAGCAAUCCCCCUGCGGAUACCAGGCCGCCACUUGCGAAGAGUUCGCUCCCAUCAACGUAUGGGCUCAGGUAAGCACGAGUCGGGCCUACAUGAUCAAGUCUUAUUCCAGAGUUCUGAUCCGACCUUCUUCUCACCAGACUCCGUCUUACGUCUUCAUCGCGCUGUCCGAGAUCUUCGCCUCCAUCACCGGUCUCGAAAUCGCCUACACGAAAGCGCCCAAGUCGAUGCGUUCGCUCGUCACCGCUGUCUUCCUUUUCACGUCGGCGAUCUCUUCCGCCCUCGGCGAGGCGUUCCUCGCCUUAUCGAGCGACCCCCUCCUCAUCUGGAACUACGGCGUGAUGGGUGUGUUGUCUUUCAUCGCCGGGAUCGGAUUCCACCUCUCGUUCCGCGAAUUGGAUGCCGACGAAGAACACCUCAACGAUUUGCCCGAAGGUCACGUCUCGCAGAAAUACACGGAAAAGGAGUUGCAGGCCGAGCGAUCUUAA
Molecule: messenger RNA, 2540 nt
Organism: Microbotryum saponariae
Lineage: Eukaryota; Fungi; Basidiomycota; Microbotryomycetes; Microbotryales; Microbotryaceae
Source: the annotation of a GenBank genome assembly